Molecule: messenger RNA, 417 nt
Organism: Ixodes scapularis (black-legged tick)
Lineage: Eukaryota; Metazoa; Arthropoda; Arachnida; Ixodida; Ixodidae
Product: nuclear apoptosis-inducing factor 1-like
Exons: 2
Coding region: 1-417 (138 amino acids)
Cellular component (GO): nucleus
Source: RefSeq, a predicted model, not a curated record
AUGGAUGUUGCCGGUCCAUCACGGAUGCCUCCCAAGGUAAAGAAAUCAAAUUGGUCCGAAGAUGAUAAGUUUCAAUUGGUUUACGAAAUCGAGAAACGAAAACGUAUAAUUAAGAACAAAUUUAACAACAAUAUUACAAAAGCUGCUAAAAGAAAAGCGUGGCAGGAGAUCGCAUCCGUGAUGAAUUCGCGGCAUCCAUCGACGCUGCGCACUGUGCCGCAACUCAAAAAGCAGUGGCAGAACCUCAAAUCUCGCAGCCGCGCGGAACUGACCCUCUCGAAGAAAGCACACUCCACGACCGGCGCAGUGCGCAACGACCACACGCUGACACCGCUGGCUGAGGCUGUGCUGGCGGUCAUCGGUUCCACAAGCCCAAACCUUCUGGGUAUCGAAGGAGGCGUAGACACCGACGAGUGA